This is a messenger RNA of Plasmopara halstedii, 225 nucleotides long. RefSeq lists its product as uncharacterized. The record is from RefSeq and is a predicted model, not a curated record. Lineage: Eukaryota; Oomycota; Peronosporomycetes; Peronosporales; Peronosporaceae. Bases 1 to 225 code for a protein of 74 amino acids. The transcript has 2 exons.
AUGAGAGACGCGAGCUUUCAGCACCGUGGAAGAUUGAAUACCGCUUACUCUUCUGCAUUGUUACAAAUAACAGAAGAAUGCGGCCCUUGUGGUCUUUUUGCGGAGGAGUAUGUAACUCGCAUGAUGGUGCACUUAAACAUUGCAUUAUUGUCACUGUUGUAUCCCGAACUUAGGGAUAAGGGUGCUAGCCUGGCGGUGCGCUUAGCAAACUUUUAUGAUAGAUAG